UUCCUGCUACCACGGCUGCUGCUGCUGCAACCUAACUUUUCCUAAACAGCUCCUGGGGGUUUCCAGUGCUGGUGUAGCUCCACCAGGAUCUCCUCCACCCCCGAGGGUGAAUCUGCCCCGCGAAGACGGAGAUUGUGGCCGCAAACAGCAGCUCCGCCGCGGCUGCAGCGUCCGGAUGGUUCAGGACACAGCGCGGUUAGCCUGAAAUAACCGCUCUCAACUCCGUCCAGGGCCGGCCAGGCUGUGAGUUGCUCUGAGUGGAUGACAGAAGAUGCAGUCCAACCGGGCAGACUUGAGCCACAGGCGGCAGUUCAGCGACAGGAGCUCCAGCCGCUGGGACAUCUCCAAGGAAGAAUGGGAAGAGAGGUGCAAUCCCCACAGAGAUAAUCCUCGGGAUUCCUAUCACAAAUACCAUGGAGACGGACACGGUAACGCAGAGAGAACGAGCAGGAGCAGGGACUACAGCGAAUCCCCUAAAAGGUGGUACGAUAAAGACCCGCCGAGCAGAGACCGGAGCAGACAGAGCCCCGUGAGGAGACGCAUGUCUUCGCCGGCCUCGGACGGGUCCGAAAAGAAAGGGCGGAGGUUUACAGGGGACAAUGAUGUCGAUUACAGAUACAGACGCGAGUCUCCUGAAAACACAUACAGACUGUCACCAGACGGUUAUUCACACGAUCACAAAAGCAAGGAUUUUAAAUAUGCCCAAGUGCAUGAAGAGGAUUUCAAAAAUGGGAAAACAUCCCAAGACUCCCGAGACAAGCCCUGGCGCGAAGAGUUUUCAUACAGAAAACAUGAGGAUUUAGAUGACGGAGGCUUUCCUGGCUUUCACAAAGACAAAGACUAUCGUAAAAGGAGGCAGGAUUCUUCACAGGAGAGGUCACGGUCACCAGAGCGCUUCUCAAAGAUUUAUACCAAGACCAAAGUGGGGAUGGACAACUCCUCCACAUCUGUAUAUCAUGAAGAGUAUGAAGAGUAUGACCGAGACAGAGGAAGGUUUCCCUUAAAUGGAUCCAGUGGAGAGUUCAUCAAGAGCGACGCCCCCCCGGCAGACACCGAGGAGAAGUCCACCAAAGGCUUCCAGCGUUUCCUCGACGUGCUCAACAAGGGCGUGAACGUGGACGUUCUCACCCAGAUCGUGACGCAGACCCCCACCCACGAUGGCAACGACGAAGAUGUCUCUCCGGGCUCGUUUCUGAGCGCCGCAGAGCAGCGGUGGUCUCCCAGCGGUGCCGAGAGGCCGCAGAAGCGGCAGCAGCGCGACAGCUGCUGGAGCGAGGGCUCCCACAGACGGGCCUCCCCGCAGCCUCACCGCCGCUCCCCCGGGCCCAGCAGGAGCUCCGGGUCCAACGAAAACGCUCCACGAAGGAUGGACGGCAACGAACGCUCGUUCGGGAGUAGAUCCAAGUCCCCCUCGGUGGAAAAGAUGACGCUGACGCCCGAGGACGAGCAGAAGCACAGGCAAAUGCAGGAUGUUCUGCAAGCCAUCGGCGUGGAUCUGGGGUUUGAAGAGCUCGGCCAAAUGUCCCAUCGCAUCCAGGAGCGUCUGUACGGGAAGAAAGACGGCGAGCGCGGUGGUAAAUUAAGUCGCGAGCAAAGCACAAGGCAGCCGUAUUAUUCUACCACACGGGAGAGCCGGUCUUCCUCAUCAAGGUCUAGUUUCAGCCCGCUGAGUCGGGACGGACCUGUGAAUGCGGACUCAUUGAGCGCUCAUAGGGAUGAGCCGGAAGAGGAGCCGGACAAGGAGCUGUACGAGCCGGACGCGCUGGCCGCGCUGGACGAGCUGGACGAGCUGGAUGAGCCUCCGGAAGAGCUGCAGCCGUGUGAGUACGGGUGGAACAUGGACGGCAGCUCCGCUGCGGACAACCAGCUAUGUGAAGCUACUGAGCAAUGUGAGGCUACUGAGCAAAGCAGCGCUUCACUGUUUCCUCCCAAUCCCUCGUACGCGGUAACACAACCUCCGGGACCCCCCGUGAUGCCGCCGUACCCCCCCAUCAACUGCUCGCCGCUCCCGUUCCCAGUUCUCAAUCCAGUCCCGCCUCCAAUGUUGCCCCCCAUUAGCCCGGGCCUUUUCCUGCCUGGCCUGCCUCCUAUGCUCCCCUACCCCAACGUGCCACCGCCCAACAUCUUUCCUCCGGCCAUGAGGCAAACAAACCCCUUCCUCCCCCCACACAUACCCCCUCCACACAUACCCCCCCAUCAUAUACCCCCCCAUCACAUACCCCCCUCACACAUACCCCCCUCACACAUACCCCCCCCACACAUACCCCCACCACAGUUACCACAGCUCACUCUACCAGCCGCCAGUCGGAAAAAUGCCCAGAGCAAAUACAUGAAAAACAAACAGCAGGCGAGACCCCGCUGCUUGCAGGUUAUUAAAAAGAUGCAGUGAUGUACUUUUCAGGUGGAGAGAAAAUGGUCUUCAUGGUAGGACAAGUGAUUUUUUUACUUUUCUGAUUUUUCUUGGUCAAAGAUCACAAUGAAAUAUGCUUGUCAGGAGAGACUGCCGUCCUCCUCGUCGUUGAAUCACAGCAACGCAGGCGGAGGGUGUUGGUGUCGACUGUGAAGCAGACGUGGUAAACGGCUGGAGCGUCAGAGUCUGAGGGAAAAUCACCACCAAUCGGACAUGAAUAUGAGACUGGCUUCAUCCUCACAGACUGAAUUAAAAAAAUAAAAAUCCAGAUCCUUUUUCCGAAGUUUCUCUCUGAGGUCGGAGCAUGUACUACUUUUAGUAAAAUGGGUUCUGCCUUUAUCUCAACCAUCUCUAGUCUCCUCUUGUUAUGUA
Messenger RNA from Cololabis saira (Pacific saury), 2782 nucleotides. RefSeq names its product cyclin-dependent kinase 12-like. The record is from RefSeq and is a predicted model, not a curated record. NCBI's taxonomy places the organism in Eukaryota, Metazoa, Chordata, Actinopteri, Beloniformes, Belonidae. Bases 272 to 2389 code for a protein of 705 amino acids. The transcript is spliced from 4 exons.